GACUCGAAGGUGGCAGUGGCGGAGGGGCAGGCCGUUAGAGCCUCUCGAAGGCAGGUGACUAUGAAAGGUUUAUAUUUUCAACAGAGUUCUACAAAUGAAGAAAUAACAUUUAUAUUUCAAGAAAGGGAAAACCUUCCUGUUACGGAGGAAAACUAUGUGAAACUUCAGGUUAAAGCUUGUGCUCUGAGCCACAUAAACACAGAGCUUCUGGCAGAAAUGAAGAUGGAGAAGGAUUUCUUUCCUGUCGGGAGAGAGAUUGCUGGGACUGUGUUAGAGGUUGGAAGCAAAGUAUCAUUCUUCCAACCAGAUGAUGAAGUAGUUGGGAUUUUGCCCCUGGACUCUGAAGACCCUGGACUCUGUGAAGCAGUUCGCGUGCACGAGCAUUACUUAGUUCACAAGCCAGAGAAAGUUACGUGGACAGAAGCUGCUGGAACCAUUCGGGAUGGAGUACGAGCCUAUACAGCUCUGCAUUUUCUUUCUCAUCUCUCUCCAGGAAAGUCGGUGCUGAUAAUGGACGGAGCAAGUGCACAGGGGACUAUAGCUAUUCAGUUAGCACAGCACCGAGGAGCCAAAGUGAUAUCGACAGCAUGCAGCCUGGAAGACAAGCAGUACCUUGAAAGACUGAGGCCUUCUCUAGCCCGAGUGAUCGAUGUGUCUACUGGGAAAGCCCAUGUUGCUGAAAGCUGUUUAGAAGAAACAGGUGGCCUGGGAGUAGAUAUUGUCCUAGAUGCUGGAGUGAGAUUAUACAGUAAAGAUGAUGAACCAGCUGGAAAGUUACCACUAUUACCACAUAAACAUGAUAUCCUCACGCUUCUUGGUGUCGGAGGCCAUUGGGUAACAACAGAAGAAAACCUGCAGCUGGACCCUCCAGACAGCCGUUGCCUCUUCCUCAAAGGAGCGACAGUGGCUUUCCUCAACGACGAAAUCUGGAAUUUGUCGAAUGUACAACAAGGAAAAUAUCUUUGUAUCUUAAAAGAUGUAAUGGAGAAGUUAUCAAAUGGUGUUUUUAGGCCCCGUGUGGAUGAACCCAUUCCAUUAUAUGAGGCUAAAGGUUCCAUGGAAGUUGUUCAGAAAAAUCAAGGAAGAAAAAAGCAAGUCGUUCAGUUUUAAUUUUGUUCUUUCCCAGAUCUCGGUUGAAUGAACCCAUUCCAGUAUUUGAAGCCAGUUUCCUUGCAAAUUGUUCAGAAAGGUCAAGGAAGAUAAAAGCAAGUUGUUCCAUUUUCAGGCAUGUUUUCGUGCUGAGUCAAGAUGGUCAUUUAAUCUCAAAUAUCUGAAAAGUAUUUGAAACAUUAAUGUACAAACAGCCAAGACUAGUCUAUAA
Molossus molossus (Pallas's mastiff bat) is the source of this 1321-nucleotide messenger RNA. It is a transcript of the gene CRYZL1, whose product is annotated as crystallin zeta like 1. NCBI's taxonomy places the organism in Eukaryota, Metazoa, Chordata, Mammalia, Chiroptera, Molossidae. Gene Ontology annotation, molecular function: oxidoreductase activity. The transcript is spliced from 13 exons. The coding region runs from base 61 to 1110 and encodes 349 amino acids. The record is from RefSeq and is a predicted model, not a curated record.